AUGGUGUCGAAGUUAUUCCCAUCUCAACGCCAAAAGCAAAUGCAGCAGCAGUCGGUGACAAUUUCAUUUGAAACCGAGAAGAGAGCAGCAGCUGGAACUGAUGAUCCUCCGAAAGUAAGUACUUUGAUGGUUGGAAUCCGAAAUUUGAUAUCGACUGCCACAGGGUUCCCUGCUUUUCAACACGGUGUCUCUGAUAAAUGA
This is a messenger RNA of Gongylonema pulchrum, 201 nucleotides long. The record is from the annotation of a GenBank genome assembly. NCBI's taxonomy places the organism in Eukaryota, Metazoa, Nematoda, Chromadorea, Rhabditida, Gongylonematidae.